Messenger RNA from Prunus avium (sweet cherry), 3138 nucleotides. RefSeq names its product Myotubularin-like phosphatases II superfamily. The record is from RefSeq and is a predicted model, not a curated record. Gene Ontology annotation, biological process: phosphatidylinositol dephosphorylation. Gene Ontology annotation, cellular component: cytoplasm. Gene Ontology annotation, molecular function: phosphatidylinositol-3,5-bisphosphate phosphatase activity; phosphatidylinositol-3-phosphate phosphatase activity. Lineage: Eukaryota; Viridiplantae; Streptophyta; Magnoliopsida; Rosales; Rosaceae.
CUCUCUCUCUCUUCUAUUAUCUUGUCAAAAGCUGGACAAACGGUGUCGUUUCGCCGCAUGGCAGCGCCAAAGCCCCGCUCAAGCUCAGGUCGAUCGACGCCUCUCAGGGACUCUUCCGAGUCCGAGAAGAUGGAGGUCACUGGUAGCUGGGACGCCCUCGACUGGACCAUUGAGCCGGUUUCGCGGUCCGUUUCUCGGUCGGUUUCGCGUGUGCAAUUGGAGUGCUUGCUUGAAGCUGAACAGGUCGAAGUUGAGGGGUAUGGCGUUGUUCUUGCAAAUACUGAUGAGGCAGGUACCUUGAUAGUGACCAAUUUUCGUCUUCUUUUCUUGAGUGAGGGAACUAGGAAUGUUAUUGCACUUGGCACGAUACCUUUGGCAACAAUUGAGAAGUUCAACAAAAUUGCUGUAAAGAAUCAAUCAACCCCUCGUCAAUCUGACAAGACUCCAUCAAGGCGACUUCUUCAGGUCAUUGGUAAAGACAUGAGGAUCAUCGUCUUUGGCUUUCGCCCUAAAACAAGGCAGAGACGUGCAGUAUUUAAUGCACUAUUAAAGUGUACAAAGCCAGCGAGUCUAUGGGAUCUUUAUGCUUUUGUUUCUGGACCUUCCAAAUUCAAUAACACCAACCCAAAGGUGCGGUUACUAAAUGAGUAUCUUCGGCUUCUCGGAAAAGGCUCCUUACAUGCAUCGAUGAAUAUGAUUGAGGGUGGUUCAUUCACAUUUUCCAAUGAUUUGUGGAGAAUAAGUAGUAUAAAUUCCAGCUAUACAAUGUGCCAGAGUUAUCCAUUUGCCUUGAUAGUUCCGAAAUCCAUUACUGAUGAUGAAGUGCUCCAGGCUUCCAAUUUCCGUGCAAGAGGUCGCUUGCCUGUAGUUACGUGGUGUCAUCCAAAAACUGGAGCAGUUCUUGCACGUUCUUCCCAACCCUUGGUUGGUAUCAUGAUGAAUAUGAGAAGCAACACCGAUGAAAAGAUUGUUGCUGCACUUUGUGCUCAACUUACUGGUACAAGAGGUAAACGGAGGAAGCUAUAUAUAGCCGAUGCAAGACCUCGAAAAAAUGCUUUAGCUAAUGGUGCCAUGGGAGGUGGCUCUGAGUCAUCUUCAAAUUAUUUUCAAUCUGAGAUAGUUUUCUUUGGGAUAGACAACAUACACGCAAUGAGAGAGAGUUUUGCCCGGCUUAGGGACUACUUAGACACUCAUGGUGCAGCUUCAUCGGAUGGGAUGUCAUCUUUCUUGAGACACGGUGGAUGGACUUGGGGUGGAGGCAACCUUAGCAGUAUGUCUGCUUCAGUGUCAACUCUUGGGGACAGUGGUUGGUUAAUACAUGUUCAAAGUGUCUUGGCUGGUUCUGCUUGGAUUGCUGCCCGUGUUGCUUUGGAGUCGGCAUCGGUGCUUGUGCAUUGUAGUGAUGGAUGGGACAGAACUACUCAGCUGAUUUCGCUUGCCAAUUUGCUGCUUGAUCCAUACUAUCGGACAGUCACAGGAUUUCAGGCACUUAUUGAGAAAGAUUGGCUAGCAUUUGGUCAUCCAUUUGCAGAUCGAGUGGGCAUGCCAACUGUAACAGGAAGUUGCAGCAUACCUUCUGAAUUGACAAGGCAGUCCUCUACUGGGAGUAUCCAGUCAUCACCCAUGCGUCAGCCAUCAGCAUCGUUCACAUCUCAACCGCCUACUUCUCACGCACAGAACAACUAUUCUCCCAUAUUUCUGCAGUGGGUUGAUUGUGUUUCACAAUUGUUGCGAAUGUAUCCUUUCGCUUUUGAGUUCUCUUCAGCUUUCCUGGUGGAUCUUGUGGACUGUGUUCUAUCCUGUCGCUUUGGAAACUUCUUCUGUAAUAGUGAAAAGGAGAGGCAGCAAUGUGGUGUACCUGAAGCUUGUGGAUGCAUGUGGGCAUAUUUGGCCGAUUUGCGUGCUUCGAAGGGAAGUUCUCAUGUGCACUAUAACUACUUUUAUGAUCCAUUGAAGCACGAUGGUCCAAUAUUGCCUCCAGCAGCAGCUUUAGCACCAACUCUUUGGCCUCAAUUCCAUCUCCGAUGGGCUUGUCCCUCAGAGGCUCAAGCUGGAGAUGUUGAAGCUCAAUUUAGGAAGAUGGAUAUUAAAUUCUCUGAACUACAGAAGGAAAAAGAAGCGGCAGAAAGGAAAGCUAAAGAAAUCACUGCCGUUAUGGAAUUGUUAAGUGCAGAUUUGCAAAAUGAAAAGCAAGCCAGCAGCUCAGCUAUGAUUUUGGCCAAGAGAGCAAGCAAGGAAAGUGAGGCCGUAAAGCGAGCUAUACAAUCACUGGGAUGCAAGGUCCACUUUUCAAGCGGUGGAGAUUGCACCGUUGAUGUUGAAAGCAGCCAAAUUGAACCUCCACUGAAGUCAUCUUUUUCCUCAAGAAGAGAAGCAGAUGGCGCUGUACAGCAUGAUGAUAAAUCAGACCUCUCUGUUUCAAUUACAGUUAUGGCAGAUGAUGUGGUUUCCAGCAACCCAAUUGAUCGAGUAUGCGAAACUCUAUGCCCUUUACGCAUGCGAGAUGGAGGCUGCAGGUGGCCAGAUGCUGGCUGUGCUCAGUUGGCUAGCCAAUUUGUCGGACUGAAGGCCAACUACGAGGCAUUUGAUAAACUUUCUAUUUAUGAUAGCUAUUUCCAGCCUAAAUGAGCAGUACUUAGAUUUUGAGCUGCUGGAGGUUUGAGCACCAACUUCACUCCUCCAAGGUUCUUCCUAUUGAAAUUUUCAGGUAGAGUUCCAAGUCUCUUUAGAACAUCCCAAGAUUUUUUAUAGAAUACUAUCAAAUGAACAUGAGAGCAACGCAGAUGGAGGGACCCAAAAAUUGAAGGAUGGGUCUCAAGAUCUUUUGUACAGAGGAUGUAGAGUUAGUUGAAGACCAUUUUUAGUAUAGGCAGGUCUGUGGAGUGGUGAAAGGAAAACCAAAAUGAUACAAGCAAGAUCUGUUGUAUAUAUGGUCGUCUACUUCUCAUACUCUUUUUGUCAGGUGCUCGUAUGGAAACCAUAAAGGCUAAAAUUUAUCUCCUAAAUUAGGUUAGCCUGCGUACAGAUUUUAGGCAAUUUGAGUUGUGUAAUUCUUUUUGCUUAUUUUUGUCGGCAUCGAUCGAUGUAUACCCGGAUUGAUUCGGAUGCAAUAAAAUUUUGCUUUUCUUUUAGUGGAAA